ACACGAGACUGAAAUUAACACGGGUACGAGCUUGGGGUUUGUCCCUGCGUCACACAGAUUUCCCUUAUCGAUUGGCUGCAACGGGAAGGCGUAUAAAAUAGACACUUUUUCGGGAAUUUCACAGACACUGAGUGGCUUGCGCGGCGUGGAGGUUGGCUGAACGAGAUUCCUCUAUUUAGUUGAAGAAGAUUUAAAGUAAAUAACAUGCAGUGUUGCGCUAAAUCAUGGGGCUUAAUCAUCAGCAGAACGAUACCGUACAGGAAUAAAUGCAACGCUGACACAUUUAGGAAAGUUAAGGGUUUGGCUCGAACCCUGAGCACCUCACAAGCUCUGUGGUCCAGGAAGAUUGAACGGAUCCUGCCGAGGCACGAUGAUUUCUCCGAAAGACACAUCGGACCGGGUGACAAAGAGAAGCGAGAGAUGCUCAACACACUUGGACUUGAGUCAAUCUCUCAUCUCAUUGAAAACACAGUUCCCGCAUCCAUCCGCCUGGGAAGAAGUUUGAAAAUGGACGAUCCACUGUGUGAGAAUGAGAUUCUUGAUUCACUCCAGAAGAUUGCCUCCAGAAAUAAGAUGUGGAGGUCUUAUAUAGGAAUGGGUUAUUAUAACUGCUUCGUUCCACCGGUCAUACAAAGAAACCUGCUUGAGAAUUCUGGAUGGGUGACUCAGUAUACGCCCUACCAGCCUGAGGUUUCUCAAGGGCGCCUCGAGAGUUUGCUCAAUUAUCAGACAUUGGUUUGUGACAUCACUGGAAUGGCAGUAGCUAAUGCGUCGUUGCUGGAUGAAGGAACCGCGGCUGCAGAAGCCAUGCAACUCUGCCACAGGCAAAACAAAAGAAGAACAUUUUACAUUGACCCACGCUGUCAUCCCCAGACUAUUGCAGUCGUGCAAACCAGAGCAAAUUAUAUCGGUGUGAAGACGAUUCUCAAGCUUCCUCAUGAGAUGGACUUCAGCGGUAAGGACGUUAGCGGUGUUCUCUUCCAAUAUCCUGAUACUGAGGGCCGGGUUGAAGAUUUCACCGAACUGGUUGAUCGGGCUCACAAGGCUGGCGCACUGGCGUGCUGUGCCACAGACUUGUUGGCACUCUGCGUGCUGCGUCCUCCUGGUGAGUUCGGAGUAGACAUCGCUCUCGGCAACUCCCAGCGCUUCGGCGUUCCCCUCUGCUACGGCGGACCUCACGCCGCCUUCUUCGCCGUCAAAGAAAAUCUUGUCAGGAUGAUGCCGGGAAGGAUGGUUGGAGUGACCAGAGAUGCCGCCGGAAAGGAAGUUUAUCGUCUGGCUCUGCAAACCAGAGAGCAGCACAUCCGUAGAGACAAAGCCACCAGUAACAUCUGCACAGCUCAGGCUCUUCUUGCCAACAUGGCCGCCAUGUUUGCGUUGUAUCACGGACCUCAAGGCUUAAAACACAUCGCAGAAAGGACCCACAAUGCAACAUUGAUUCUAGCAGAAGGUUUGAAAAGAGCUGGACACAAACUCCAGCAUGAUAACUUCUUUGACACGCUUAAGAUAAACUGCGGUGUGGCUGGAAAGGACAUUUUAGAAAAAGCUAUGCAGAGGGAGAUCAACUUACGCUUCUACAGUGAUGGAGUGCUUGGAGUGUCUCUGGACGAAACCGUGACGGAGAGAGACUUGGAUGAUCUUCUCUGGGUCUUUGGCUGCGAAUCUUCAGCUGAGCUUAUCGCUGAGAAAAUGAGUGAGAGAAGCAAAGGAUUGUUGGCAAGCCCGUUCAAGAGAACCAGCACGUUUCUUACCCAUCCAGUGUUUAACAGUUAUCACUCUGAGACUAAUAUUGUACGAUACAUGAAACGUUUGGAAAACAAGGAUAUUUCCCUCGUCCACAGUAUGAUUCCAUUGGGCUCCUGCACUAUGAAGCUGAACAGUUCGUCCGAGCUCAUGCCAAUAACCUGGAGAGAAUUUGCUAACAUCCAUCCGUUUGUGCCGCUGGAGCAGGCUGAAGGUUAUCAGCAGCUCUUCAGACAGCUAGAGAAAGACCUUUGUGAGAUCACAGGAUAUGAUAAGAUCUCAUUUCAACCAAAUAGUGGUGCGCAGGGAGAAUAUGCGGGUCUGGCUGCCAUCAAAGCCUAUCUGAAUUCCAAAGGAGAAUCUCACAGAACGGUCUGUUUGAUUCCUAAAUCGGCUCAUGGGACAAAUCCUGCCAGUGCUCAGAUGGCUGGCAUGAAGGUUCAGGUGGUGGAGGUGGAUAAAGACGGCAGUAUCGAUGUGGCUCACCUCAAAGCAAUGGUGGACAAACAUAAAGCAAAUCUUGCUGCCAUUAUGAUCACUUACCCCUCCACAAACGGUGUGUUUGAGGAGAACGUCAGUGAGGUCUGCGAUCUCAUUCAUCAAAAUGGAGGACAGGUGUACCUGGAUGGUGCCAACAUGAACGCCCAGGUGGGCUUAUGCCGACCGGGAGACUAUGGCUCAGAUGUGUCUCAUUUGAAUCUUCACAAAACCUUCUGCAUUCCUCACGGUGGAGGUGGACCUGGGAUGGGACCGAUAGGAGUGAAACAGCAUCUUGCUCCCUUCCUUCCCAGUCACCCGGUUGUGAACAUUCAGUUUAGCGAUGCGCUGAGCUCUCUGGGUACCAUCAGCGCUGCACCCUGGGGCUCUAGUGCCAUCCUGCCCAUCUCAUGGGCUUACAUUAAGAUGAUGGGUUCGAAGGGUCUUGUGCACGCUACAGAGGUGGCCAUCCUUAAUGCCAACUACAUGGUUAAAAGAUUGGAAAACCAUUACAAAAUUCUUUUCAGGGGCACUAAAGGAUUUGUUGCCCACGAAUUUAUUCUGGAUGUCCGGCCCUUUAAGAAAACCGCAAACAUUGAGGCAGUUGACGUAGCAAAACGGCUGCAAGAUUACGGUUUUCACGCACCCACCAUGUCAUGGCCUGUAGCGGGAACUCUGAUGAUCGAACCCACAGAGUCGGAGGACAAAGCCGAGCUGGACCGGUUCUGUGACUCGCUGUUGGCUAUACGUCAAGAGAUCGCAGACAUCGAGGAGGGCAGAAUGGAUUCCAGGGUUAAUCCUUUAAAGAUGGCUCCUCACUCAUUGGCCUGUAUUACCUCCACCACAUGGGACCGGCCGUACUCCAGAGAGUUUGCUGCCUUUCCCAUGCCUUUCGUGAGACCCGAGACCAAGUUCUGGCCGACAAUUUCAAGGAUCGAUGACAUUUAUGGAGACCAACAUCUAGUCUGCACCUGCCCACCCAUGGAUGUCUACGAGUCUCCGUAUGAAGAGCGAGCUUCAUCGUGACCUCAUGUGAUGUCAUCCAAAUGAACCAUUCCCGUUAAAGUCAUCCCUCUCUUUCUCCUGUGAUUACAGUUUUCCUUCAAUGCACACAUAGCUGGCCUCUUGUUACUCUACUAAAACAAUCCAAAUCUGACUUGGAUACUGUAAUCCACCUGUAUAGGGGUUCUUUAUUUUGACGUUUUUAUAUUUUUAUUCACUGUACGGAAAGCGUUUGGGUCUUUUGGUCUGUAUGUAGCCGUAACUUACCGGCAUUGUUAUCGAUGUUAACAAUAAUUUUUAUAGAUGUAACGCUUUCUAAUUAUUUAAGAAAUUGUAUUCGAGCCUGUUUGUAGCAGUUUAAUAAAUAUUUUAAAAGAAGAAA
This is a messenger RNA of Misgurnus anguillicaudatus (oriental weatherfish), 3604 nucleotides long. The record is from RefSeq and is a predicted model, not a curated record. Lineage: Eukaryota; Metazoa; Chordata; Actinopteri; Cypriniformes; Cobitidae.